This is a messenger RNA of Mustela erminea (ermine), 2628 nucleotides long. It is a transcript of the gene RBM41, whose product is annotated as RNA binding motif protein 41. Gene Ontology annotation, cellular component: U12-type spliceosomal complex. The transcript is spliced from 8 exons. Lineage: Eukaryota; Metazoa; Chordata; Mammalia; Carnivora; Mustelidae. The coding region runs from base 82 to 1608 and encodes 508 amino acids. Gene Ontology annotation, molecular function: U12 snRNA binding; pre-mRNA intronic binding. The record is from RefSeq and is a predicted model, not a curated record. Gene Ontology annotation, biological process: mRNA splicing, via spliceosome.
UUCUCUGAGAGCAGGCGGCGAAGGGAGCUCUCAUCUACCUUUUAACUUUGAAAAUGGCUUUUAUGACUUUGUGUUUGGGGUAUGUCACGUUGUCGGGAUGCGAUUUUGUGUGAGCGGGAAGACAAAAGAGGAGGGAGGAGGGGAGACGGGCUAGACAGGCCUGCGGGGCGAAGUUCAGGAAGGGCCUCCGUCGCCGGUUCCCGUAGGAAUGCCUUGCCAGCACAGGCAUCUAGGCCACGGCUCCGGCCCCGGGAGCUGCACGGAUGCUGUGGCUUCUUACUACUUCACACGGACCCACCCAGGGUAAAUAGCUGUGUGAAAAGUGGUGAGCAUGUCCUGGAGGAGUUGGAAACAGAAGGGGAGAGGCAGCUGAAAAGCCUCCUUCAGCAUCAACUUGAUACCUCUGUCUCCAUUGAGGAAUGUGUGUCUAAGAAAGAGAGCUUUGCUCCUGGUACUAUGUACAAGCCCUUUGGGAAGGAAGCAGCUGGGACUAUGACUUUGUCCCAGUUCCAGACACUGCAUGAGAAGGACCAGGAAACUGCUUCUCUUAGGGAACUGGGGCUCAAUGAAACAGAAAUCUUGAUCUGGAAGAGCCAUGUUUCAGGUGAAAAGAGGACAAGACUGAGGGCAACCCCGGAAGCAAUCCAGAACCGUCUUCAAGAUAUUGAAGAAAGGAUCUCGGAGCGUCAGCGCAUCCUCUGCCUACCACAGAGAUUUGCCAAGAGCAAACAGCUGACCCGGCGAGAAAUGGAAAUCGAAAAGUCUUUAUUUCAGGGAGCCGAUCGGCACUCCUUCCUCAAGGCUCUUUAUUACCAAGCAUACCACAAAAAGACAAGUGCAGACAAGUACAUGACCUCAAUGAAGAGGAAGAUAAAAUUAGGCACAAAAGAUGAACCCCAAAAGAAGAACAAAGGUGAUCCCAUGAACAACCUGGAAAGUUUUUACCAAGAGAUGAUAAUGAAAAAACGUCUUGAAGAGUUCCAACUUAUGAGAGGUGAACCCUUUGCUUCCCACUCACUGGUCUCAGCUACAUCAGUGGGAGAUAGUGGCACAGCUGAGAACCCGUCAUUACUCCAGGACAAGGGAAAACAGGCAGCACAGGGUAAAGGUCCCAGUCUCCAUGUGGCAAAAGUUAUUGAUAAUUCACCUGAGCAGUGUUGGACUGGGCCUAAGAAGCUGACGCAGCCAAUAGAAUUUGUCCCAGAAGAUGAGAUCCAGAGAAAUCGUUUGUCAGAGGAAGAGAUCCGAAAAAUUCCUAUGUUUUCUUCAUAUAAUCCAGGGGAGCCAAACAAGGUGUUAUACUUGAAGAACCUUAGCCCUCGGGUGACCGAAAGAGAUCUUGUCUCACUGUUCGCUCGGUUCCAGGAGAAAAAAGGACCACCAAUUCAAUUCCGAAUGAUGACUGGACGAAUGAGGGGGCAGGCUUUUAUCACCUUUCCCAGUAAGGAGAUAGCAAGGCAAGCAUUAUAUCUAGUAAAUGGAUAUAAACUACGUGGGAAAAUAUUGGUGAUAGAAUUUGGAAAGAACAAAAAGCAACGGUCAGAUCUCCAGGCUGCUUCUCUCAUAUCAUCUGCUACAGAUAACAUGACAGAAAUCAGUGGUAGCUAAAAGAUAUAUAGAUGGUGAGUCCCAGGAGGUCUUCCUUGCAUCAGAAUCUUGGAUCUAGUAUUUGUGUAUAGAUAGAGUUUGGAUUUGAAGAAGAGAAACUGAGGGAGAGAAAAAUUAAGAUAAUCCCUCUCAGUUUCAGGAUGAAUUGGUAGAAAACACUUUUUAUAAUCAAAGACUAUAUAGGACAGACAUGCCAAGUAUGAAAUAUAGGAUACAAAAAGUAUCAUUUUCUCAGGAUAAAUUACAAAUGAUUAUUUCUAAGGAUUUUUUUUAAAUCUUUAUGAUUUAUCUGGGGUCUUCAGUAUUUGUCCAUAAAUAUAACAUUCUUUCUAAGAUCUCCUCCUAUAUGCAGAACCAAAAAACUAAUUAAAUGUUGAAAUACUUAUUUACUAGAGCUCCCUAUUAUCCCUAAUUAUAACCACCUAGUAAAUAAAGGACUAAGACCCCAGGCCUAAACAUCAACAAAUGCUGUUGAGUGGGAACUAUCAGCAGUGACAAUAUGUAUUUUCAUAAAUCAGUCCACAUAUUUAAUGAAUGCUUCCCCAUAAAGUUACCAGUGUCUUCAAAAAGCUAUAUAUUUUUCUAAUUUUAGAUCAAAAUAUUGAUGUUCUCAUAGUCAUUUAAGCUAGCUACCAUUGAGUAAUCAUUGAAUUCAAAGCAAUAAACAUUGAAUGACUAUUUAAUAUAUGUUAUAUAUUAGGUAUAUGAAUUUACCAUUAGGUAUAUGAAUUUACCCUAAAGGAGGAUGGGAAGAAAGCAGUCUCUAGAAGAGAGCCACCCAUUCCCAAAUCCCUCAGUUGUGUGCUUGUAGUUGCUGGCGAAUAGCAAGAAAAUAUGAUAUAGAGGAUGUAGUACAAACUUUGGAAUCAGACCUGUGUUUGAACUUCACAGCCACACUUAUCACUUCAUGACCUUGGCAAGUCACUUUAUCUGAGCCUCAGUUUUCUCAUCUAUUAAAUGAGGAUAAUAAUAUUACUUACCUCACCGGGUUAUAAGUAUUAAGUGAGAUGAUAUUAUUUU